GAGCUGAAGAUCGGAGCAGGAACCAUGUCUUCAGAACCUCAGGAAGGUUCUGUCAGAAAACAACUUUCUGCUGCUGAAGGAACCAUCGUCCAGAACGAGGAGGAGCUCUGUCGUCAGCGCAGACUGCUAGAUAGCAGCUGGAACCCGCAGCUGCAGCUACACGUAGUUGUCCUCCCUCAGCAUUAUGUAGGUGAAGAGGAUCUUUGCAACCAGCAGAGAAAUUUAAGAGUGAAACAGGGGGAACCAGAACCUUCAUGGAUUAAAGAGAACCAAGGAGAUCCAGAACCUGCACAGAUUAAAGAUGAACAUGGAGAACCAGAACUUUCACGGAUUAAAGAGGAACAUGAAGAACCAGAACCUUCACGGAAUAAAGAAGAACAUGAAGAACUAGAACCUCGGCAGAUUAAAAAGGAACCAGAACCUCCACAAAUUAAAGAGGAGCCAGAAGAGCUCUUCAUCAGUCAGGAUGAAGAUCAGCUUGAUCUGAAGCAGGAGUCUGAUACUUUGGUGGAGAUUUCUACUUAUGUGGAAGAUGAAAACAGUGAAGCAGAUCUAAACAAUCAGCAGAGCUUUAAUGUAACUGACAGUCAGGAUGAAGAAGGAAACCAACAUGAAGAAUCAACAUCAACUACAGAUGAAGAGACAGACCCACAGAACAGAGAUCAGAGGGAGAGUUUAAGUUAUUUGUCUCAUCUCAAAACACACAUGAGAACUCCUAUAGGAGAGAAGCCUUUUUCUUGUAUAGAAUGUAAAAAAGGUUUUAAUUAUUUAUCUGGUCUAAAAACACACAUGAGAACUCAUACAGGAGAGAGGCCUUUUUCUUGUGUAGAAUGUGUUAAAAGUUUUAGUCAUGUAUCUGACCUAAAAAAACACAUGAGAACUCACACAGGAGAAAAGCCUUUUUCUUGUAAAGAAUGUAAAAAAAGGUUUUAUCGUACAUCUAGUCUCCAAAGACACAUGAGAACUCAUACAGGAGAGAAGCCUUUUUCUUGUAAAGAAUGUGAUAAAAGUUUUAGUUGUGAAUCUAAUCUCAAAGCACACAUAAGAAGUCAUACAGGAGAGAAGCCCUUUUAUUGUAAAGAAUGUGCCAAACGUUUUAGCCGUGUAGCUGAUCUGAAAAACCACAUGAGAUCUCACACAGGAGAAAAGCCUUUUUCUUGUAAAGAAUGUAAAAAAAAAUUUAAACAAACAUCUGGUCUCAAAACACACAUGAGAAUUCAUACAGGAGAGAAGCCUUUUUCUUGUAAAGAAUGUGAUAAACGUUUUAGUUGUGUAUCUAAUCUCAAAACACACAUGAUAAGUCAUACUGGAGAGAAACCCUUUCCUUGUAAAGAAUGUAAAAAAUGUUUUAGUUAUUUAUCUCAUCUCAAACAACAUAUGAGAACUCAUACAGGUGAGAAGCCUUUUUCUUGUAAAGAAUGUAAAAAAAGUUUUAGUUGUGCAUCGAGUCUCAAAACACACAUGAGAACUCACACAGGAGAAAAGCCUUUUACUUGUAAAGAAUGUGAUAAAUGUUUUAGUUGUGCAUCUAAUCUCAAAACACACAUGAGAACUCAUACAGGAUAG
Molecule: messenger RNA, 1566 nt
Organism: Oryzias latipes (Japanese medaka)
Lineage: Eukaryota; Metazoa; Chordata; Actinopteri; Beloniformes; Adrianichthyidae
Biological process (GO): regulation of transcription by RNA polymerase II
Molecular function (GO): DNA-binding transcription factor activity, RNA polymerase II-specific; RNA polymerase II cis-regulatory region sequence-specific DNA binding
Source: RefSeq, a predicted model, not a curated record